CAGCGAGAAUAUCCUUGUGGGCACUUCCGCUGGACUGCAUUGAACUGGUGCGAAAGUUAUAAGGGAGGGCAGAAGCGAUGCGAACCUAAUGUCAUAGACUUUGAAGAACGUCCAGGAGUUUGUGGAGAGUGCAAGGAAAAGAAGUGGGAAGAUUGGGAA
Messenger RNA from Thermothelomyces thermophilus ATCC 42464, 159 nucleotides. RefSeq lists its product as uncharacterized. The record is from RefSeq and is a predicted model, not a curated record. The annotation marks the transcript as partial. Lineage: Eukaryota; Fungi; Ascomycota; Sordariomycetes; Sordariales; Chaetomiaceae. The transcript has a single exon.